Messenger RNA from Neospora caninum, 4602 nucleotides. RefSeq lists its product as hypothetical. NCBI's taxonomy places the organism in Eukaryota, Apicomplexa, Conoidasida, Eucoccidiorida, Sarcocystidae. Gene Ontology annotation, molecular function: small GTPase binding; tRNA binding. Gene Ontology annotation, cellular component: nuclear pore; cytoplasm; nuclear matrix. The record is from RefSeq and is a predicted model, not a curated record. The coding region runs from base 1 to 4602 and encodes 1533 amino acids. The transcript has 10 exons. Gene Ontology annotation, biological process: tRNA re-export from nucleus.
AUGGAGCGCUUCGAGGAGGCGGUUCAAGUUGUCUUCUUCCAGCAGGCGCUUCGCUCUCAGGCGGAGCGUGAGCGGCAAGAGAGAGCCCAAGUGUAUCUGGACGAGAUCCUCGCCGCUCCCGAGGGAUGGGCGCACCUCCUGCAGUGGCUACCCGCGCUGGCCUCAGUCGAGGCGCGCUUCUGGACGUUGCAGGCGCUGCUAAACACUGUCUUUCCCUCGAGUUCGCCCCAGCAGAGGCAGACGAUUCGAGAAGGCAUCCUUACCCACUGCAUCCUCAGGCGUCUCCGCGGCUCCGAGGAAAGCGGGGAGGGGACGGCAAGUGGAGACAGCGCACAGGGCCCGGGUGGGGGGUCGUCGGCGGCACUCUGCGAAGGAAGAAGCGGCUCGAGGGCAGGGGAGGAGCGUGGCACGAAUGCGCAGGCCUCAGCUCAGCGAGAGGACGCGGCGGUUAAAAACAAGACUGCCUUGCUGAUCGUGCGCCUCCUUCAAAUCGAUUUCCCCUCGACGUGGCCCUCCGCCUUUCUUGAGCUCCGACGCCUGCUGACCAUCGCGGUAGAAGCGACGACUCUGCUGCCUUCCCCGACCGGUGCAGAGAAGGCGAGUGCACACUCACCGAGAGCGCUUGCCGUUCUCGACGGCUUAGACACCUGCUUGCGGAUUCUUCUCCUUCUUCACCAGGAGAUCGUUGAAGAUCCGUUCGCCCCCCCAGAGGCGGAACAGGCGCGGCGUGAUGCAGAGAUUCGCGCGGGGCUGCGGCAGCACUUCUCGUCUUCCGAGCUCUCCGCAGGGCCCUCGGACGGCGCCUGUGUCUCCUUCUCCCGGCUCCUGCUGCAACUGCUUCAGCUUCCCACCAUUCGCCAAGAUGCGGCUCUUCUUCGCCUCACCUGCGAACUGAUUGGGAGGUACAUCGGCUACAUGGACCUGCUGCUGCCUCCGUCGACGCGCGAGGCGGUCGCGCGGUCGCAGAGCGGCGCCCUCGGUCGGUUGGGCUCUAGCGCCCACGCAGAGGGUGAGACGCGGCCGACGACCGCGGUCGGAGACGCGGACGGCGACGGGGAAAUAGCCACGGAGGGGACUCUCGUGCACCUUCUCCUGGAGACUUGGCUCGCGUGCUCCUGUGAGGAAGCCAGCAACGCGGUCGUUGCUUUCGCCCAUAAAAAAAUGGAGGCGGAAACAAAAGCCCGACUUCUCUCCAGAAUGGGACUGGCCGAGGCACUUCGUGCAUGCACCCAGCAAGUCGCGCAGCGUCCGGAACUCGUCGCGGGAUUUGCGUCGAUGGUCAACACCGCCGCGUCGGCGUUCUUGGAGGCCGCGCAUGCGUUGAAACAGAGAGAGAAGGAAGGCUUGUCUCCCUGCGAGAAUAGCCGAAACGGCGCCACGGGUCCGGGGGGAGAGGAGACGCAAGCCUGUGGCCAGCGUGCCUCGACUGAGAAGCAAAGAACAGGCUGUGGAAAGGAUACCAGCAGGGCUGCGCUGAUGGCCUGGCACCGCGUCUCUCUUCUGCUGCCGGUGAUUGUGGAGCUGUUUGCGUGUCCCGUCAUGGACAUCGCCUUCCGGGUCGAGCCGUUUCUCUCCCUCUUCUGCAACAAAACGCGGUUUCAACGAGACCCGCAGAAAGGUUCCCUGGCCGACAGGAGGGACGAGGCACUCGGCGGAGCGCUUCCCAGCGACUUCUCGACCUCGCAGUCUCUCGCGCCGUUCCUAACCAAUAUGCUUCAGCUGCUCUAUCAGAAGCUGGCUAGCCAGCUGUACAAGCGCGUUUUUCUGGUGCAUCAGGUCCACGCGUUUUCCUGGCUCCAGGAGAUGACUGCGUCGGUCUGCAAUCGCCUGUCGCUGUCGGAGGCCUCUGCCGUGUCCCCGUCUCUGACUUCCCUUCCGUCGAGCGGGUUGCCUGGUUCUCUCUCCUCUACUUCGUCUCCGCUCCCCGCCGAGCCGUCGGCGGCGCUGUGGCGCGAACUGGGCGCGGCGCUGCACUUGCUUCUUCUCUCUGCGGAGCACGUCAAAGACCUGUCUCGGGAGAUGAAAGAUCUGACGCACUGUCUCCCUGCCUGUCUCCUCUCGCUGCUGCAAACGAACGCCGUGUUCCGCUUCUCUGCACUCCCGCCGCCACACGUGCGCCUUCAGCUCCUCGCCGUCCUCGGCCGAUUCGCCCCCUUCUUCUCCCACCACCCAGAGUACCUCCCCACCGCCCUGCAGUUGCUCCUCGGCCCCGCCUUCCUCAAUCUCUCGCCGGCUGCGCUGUCUCCGCCCGAGCCGAAGCGCAGCGGCGCGCGCCUCGCCCGCCUCCAGAGACGCCUGGCGUGUGUGGCAAGCCGCAGCUGCUUGUCUCUCCUGCGUUUCUUGAAGAACACACAGCCGCAGGUCAACGCGUUCACGGUCGACAUCCUCCACGCGCUGCAAUCCGAAAACUGUCUCCAGAUUCCACUCCCCUCUCCGGCCGCACUGACGCUCUCGCGGGGCGCCUUCGAAGCCGCGAGGGACCGCGCGAGCGAGGUGGAAACGACAGGCGCCGCGCUCGUCCCAAACAAACUUUUCUCAGUCGACGACCAGCAGCUGUUGUUCGAGGCCGCCGGCGUGCUGCUCGGCGCGAGAAAUUCCGGCGGGGCGGCGCAGGGACUCCGGGGCCCUCGAGCGCAGCCAGAGGCAGACGGCCAGGCCGACGGCUGCGCGCCGAAUCCGCAGAAGGCCGAGCCUCGCCGGGGACUCUCUCAGGAAGAAAAAAUACGCCUGCUUCAUCAACUGCUUCAACAUCUCGUUCCCGCAUUCGACACCACAAAGCUGUCGAAGUUAUCGAGUCCGGAGGAAGCCGCUUGCUGGGCUCUGUUGUGGGCUCGAACGUGCAACGCCAUCGCUUCUUUAACAAAAGCCUUUCCAUCUUGCGCCGGAGAAGGUCGUGAGUCCUCUGCCGGCGGCGAUCGAACUCGGGAAGUAUGGAAAGAGGCUUUCCAGCAUAUCUCCUACGCUACACAGGUGGCGUUGUCUCCUUCGUCGCUGCGCCCAGAGCUGCGCAACGUGAUUCUUUUCUCUCCGUUUUUUCACUCCUUCGUCUUUCUGCUUCGCCGCGGGCUCCAUCUCCUGAGCUCCGAUAUCCUUCCCGUCAUGCAUGCAACCCUUCCGCUUCUCUAUGAGGCUCUUCCUUCUCCGCUGUCUUCCUCGCGCGCCCUCGAGGCGCCCGAGAGGCUCUUUCUCUCCUCGUCCACUGCAUGCACACCUUCUGGUGCCUGCGGCGGAGCGGCCCCGUGUACGCCGCAAGGCUGCGGCGCGCAGCUCGCCAGUCUCGUCACGUAUUUUCUCGUGACGCUCAAGGAGAAGAGCCUCGUCGCUCAUGGCGGCUUUCUCAGUGAGGAUCUUCUGCGCAACAUUUUCUGGCGUCACUUUACUCUUUGGUGGCGGGCCGAGACGGAAUCUCCGGAGUUUCUCCGAGACCAAGCGGAACUCCAAGAACAACUCUCUCUGCUCCUCAGCACCGUGGGGAAGGAAGUGCCGGCGCUGCUCGCCGGCUUCCUGGCCGCUGACCCCGUGUCGUCGUCAGCCUGCGUCGUGGCGGCCAACAGCUUGGCCAGCAGCGUCGUCGUAGACUUGGCCCCUGCGGCCCCGCCGUCGCUGUCUGUUCUGACUUCUUUCGCGUUUCGCAACGAGGCGUGCCGCGACGCCUUCGUCCGGAACCUGCAGGAAUGCCAGCGCGUUUUCUCCCUUGCCACGCCGGAGGCCUCGACGCGGUCGCCGCCCUUCUACCUGUCGCUAGGCCAAGGCGUGAUCGCCAGCGGUCUCCCGUACUCCGACUUGCGCAACAUCUUUCUCUCGGAGCUCCACGAACUGUUCACUCCGUCGGCCCCUGGGUCGGCCCGCCUGCGCGAGGACAUCUCCCCGCUGCAUGCGGCUCGGGUGGGCGUCUCGUGUUUCCUGCUCUUUUCGAUAUCGUCGGCUAGCGCUCGAAAUUCUGUCUCACUCAUGAACGCGAUUCACGCAUGGUUCGCAGCCCUCCAGCAUGUCUUCGACGCCUUGCCACUCGCCGCAUGGCCUCACCUGCAGCAGGUCCAGACUUUCUUCUCGCGCCACACCCGCGACAAACAGCCCCAGGACGGGGCCGUGCAUGCGGCGGUGCCCUCGCCAGACGUCCAGGAAAAGGCCGCCGACGAAGUCAUGCGCCUCUUGCCCGUCCGGGAGAUCUUCACCGCCACGAGUGCCCUCAUCCUGCAGCUGGAUGUCGCCGCCGAUGCCCAGCAGGCGCGAGUCCUCGGAGACGUUUGCUGUCUCUGGAGACUCUUUGUCUUGGGCCCCGGAGGGACUGUCGCGUCAUGUUCACCGCCGAGUCGGCAGAACGGUGUCGCGUCGUCGCUCUUUGCACUCGCCUCCGUGCUUCCCCACUUCUUCCAGCCCCUUCAGCGCCUGCUCUUCUCCUCUCUCUCCGAUGCCCUCUAUGGCUUUGUUUCGCGAAGAAAGGAGACGGGCGCGGGGAUCGCCAGGCCGGAAAAGCUGGCUGAGGACGCUUCGCAAGCAGCGGCGACACUCGUCCAGAAUCUGGUGCAAACGGCUGAUCUUCGGGCAAGCAAAGAAAACGUCCGUCAGUGGGUGCUGGCUCAGCGGCAGGCGGAGAAGUGA